Messenger RNA from Caenorhabditis sp. 36 PRJEB53466, 1460 nucleotides. NCBI's taxonomy places the organism in Eukaryota, Metazoa, Nematoda, Chromadorea, Rhabditida, Rhabditidae. The record is from the annotation of a GenBank genome assembly.
AUGUUCACAAUUCGUAAACGGAGUCUAGCGAAGCCAGUCAAGAAGAUCGUUGGGGUAAGUUUGCAUUCCGAGCAGGUUUUUCAGGGGAAAAGUUCAACGUCGUGAAAAUUGAAGAAAGAAAUCAAUUCCAGAUAUUGCGAUUCCCGUCAUCGGAAAAUGAGAAGAAGGAGCGGAAAUCGGUUGGAUUCGUGGAUACCAUCGGAAAGCCGCUGGUCGAGUACAGAGAUCUUCCGCCCGCAGAACCGACGCACAGUAAUCGCUCCCUUCCAUUUCCACCCAAGAAAACCUGUUUUCUCUUUCCAGAAGACUUUCCGCAUUCCUUCCAUCAUCAUCAGAAAACAUCGGGCAGACUGAUAUCGACAGGAUCGUACGAGCCGUACACGAAAUGGGCUUUGCUGCCAGCGAAAACGGCGAGGCCAGUGGCGGAAGGGCCCACGGAGAUGGGACUGAUCGAGGCGAAACGACUCGAGGAGAACGGCAUCUCGCGGGCGCCGCUCUUCGGAACGUUUGAGACGAUCGAGCUGCCGCACCUGCACGCCGAUGCGAUCCUCCGAGCCCGAGCCGUCGUGCCGAUCAUUCCAACCGACGUGCCCGCCAAUCCUACCGCUUCUAUUCCCACCGUUUAUUCCGCCGAUCCUGUUACUCCCACCCAGAAUAUGAAUACGUACGAGCAAGUGUUCGAGCAGAACGGGACCACCUCGUCGACCUCCUCAUCCUCCAACUCCGAUCCGAACACGUUGCCGUCGACGAAUCUGUUCGCCCUGAUGGCACAGCUCAAGCAGCGCGGCCUGCUGCCCGGAAAAGGCCAAACGGAUCCGGUGGCCCCGUCGGUGGGAUUGAUAGUUCCGCCGCCGCUUAUGGUACUGAACAAGAAGAGAAAGGAAUUUGAUAGGAAUUUGAAUAAAUAUCAUGUUGACAUCCUCACAAAUAAAUGCGCAUUGAGAGGAAUGAAUUGUGUUGUGAAGUCGUCACUUGAACUUAGAGCACAUUUCUGAUUUGGAUGAAUGACGCCCACGCAUGCCCUUCUUCUGCACUCCUAGAAUCCAUCAAAACCAAUCCAACCACUAGGAUCCAAUUUCCAUCAAUUUCAGAAUCAAGACGUUGGUCGCGUUCCGAGAGCUCCGCGAGUUUGCACAUUUUACAUCAACAAGGCAAAUGGAUGCAACAAGGGAAACUCGUGCCGAUUCUUGCACGAUGAUCAGCAGGUAACGCAUCACUGUAGUUUUGAUAGAUUCUAAAAAUUCAAUCUUUUUUCCAUAUUCUCCAGAUAUUUUCCGUUAAUUAGUUAUGAAUUUUUUCAGCGAGAGCUCCGUCAAAAAGUCCGUCAUGAACCGUACCGAAAGAAGGACGAAAGUUGGCGUCGUACGCAGGGAUCCCAACCGAAACCACGUCAUCAGAAGGCGAAAAGUCGAUGGAAUCGAUCGAAAAGUCCGUUGGAAAACGAGACGCCCGUUGCCUAA